This is a messenger RNA of Kalmanozyma brasiliensis GHG001, 2595 nucleotides long. RefSeq names its product protein of unknown function DUF619. Lineage: Eukaryota; Fungi; Basidiomycota; Ustilaginomycetes; Ustilaginales. The record is from RefSeq and is a predicted model, not a curated record. The coding region runs from base 1 to 2595 and encodes 864 amino acids. Gene Ontology annotation, cellular component: mitochondrial matrix. Gene Ontology annotation, biological process: L-arginine biosynthetic process. The transcript has a single exon. Gene Ontology annotation, molecular function: arginine binding; L-glutamate N-acetyltransferase activity, acting on acetyl-CoA as donor.
AUGUCGAAACGCAUGCAGAACUUGAUCAUGGAGAUACUCCAGGCGCAGCCAUCGCUUCGAGACUCGAAAACCUAUCUCAACAGCUUUGCACCUCGCAAGCCUCCACCGCAACGCAAACCAACAACUCCUUCACACCAACACCCCGCUUCAUCCGACUCUAGCAACAGCAUCGCAUCUUCGUCCUCAGCAGCACACUCACUCAGCCACCCUGAGUUCCCCAUCCCGCACAACAUCGCCCACCCCGGUAGUCUGCACAACCCUUCCACCACCACCUGGGAUCCCCAACACUCAAUAUCCCUCGAGAUUGAUCCCCAUGCAACCAUUCGUCCCGAUCAAGCUACACCGAAGCUUCCCAAGGCCAUCCUCGACAUCCUCCAGGAACACAAGCAGCGCUCCAGUCAAGACGCUGCAUCGCGCACUGAACAACACAGAUCGGCACCGCAUCAUGUCACCCCGCAAGAGAGCUCGACUGUGGCCAUCCCACAGGUCACACCCGUUUCAGACGCGCUGGCCGACUCGCAUACUGCCCUCGUCAAGGUACAGGGUCCCUUCACCGAUCGUCAGCUCGACUCGAUCGCAGAGGGUCUCGUCUACCUCAAGCGUCUCGGCCUCGUCAGUGUAGUCGUCGUCGACCAGGACGAUUGGCCAGAGAUCUCGGCCGACAUCGAUCGUGACGGCCAACUCGUGGCAGGCAAAGACGAAGUGGAAGAGCGACGCAUGGGCGACUGGCUAGCUGCCCAUCCGGCGCCAGCUUCUGCUCAGACGGCGUCCUCCAAGGGCAAGCAGAAGGCAUCCGAGAAUGGUCGCUCGAGUAUGCUUGGUCGGAAGCAGGAACGCCUCCGCAAGCGAAUCAUGGCAGAGACACUGCGAUUGACCGACAGCCUCAACCGUAAGGGUGCCAUGGCUCGACCCUUCCCUCAGGCUGUGGUCAAGGUUGAUGCUCACUCCGCUGCCCGGGUAGAGGCCGAGGUGCGCCAAUUUCAGCAAACGCAAACAUCGGGGGAAGCCCAGCCUGGUGACGCCGUCGUAGCCGGAUCCUCGUCUACAUCGCCGACCGUUCACUACGGAAGCAGCGGCGAGCAGCGUCUCCGUCCACCGCUUGUCUCGGACGACAGUCUCGCCUCGAUCCGAUCGGCCCUUGCAUCCGGCCAGAUCCCUGUCUUGGCACCCUACGCGCUCUUUGAGAACGAAAAGGAUGGCACGCUCGAGACACUCUGCGUGCGAGCCGACGACGUCAUGGUUGCGCUGACCAGGGACAUGGUAGUAGCUGCUAACCGGUCAUUGGAACAGGAAGAGCCAGAGCAAGGUUCAGCAUCGUCUUCAACAGCCAGCAACGACCCACUCGCCGCCUUGACCGGCGGAGAAGUCGACAUGAUGCCUCUUCGGCUCAUGGUCAUCAACCGUGAAGGCGGGAUCCCCUCGCAUGCCCGUGGCGGUGAUCCGCAUCUGUCCAUCAACCUGGCCUCCGAGUAUCACCAGAUCAAGCAGUCUUUCGUCUGGGAUCAAACGCAUCCUACAGCACUGCGCAACCUCGACGCCAUCUCGGACUGUCUCUCGUACAUGCCACAGACCUCGUCCGGAGUGUUGGUCACGCAUCGCUCUCCACGAUCUCUGAUCGCCAACCUCAUCACCAACAAGGCAGCUCACAGUCCCUCCUUGCCGCACCGCCUGCUCGCCAACAAGCAGGAUGUCCGCCACACGCCCACCAUCGUCCGUCCGGGUCUGCCCAUCAAGGUCAUCCAGGACUUUGACAAGAUCGAUCUGGCCAAGAUGGCGGCUCUGCUGGAAGCCUCGUUUCGACGCAAGCUCAACCAGCAAGGCUACUACGACCGGCUGCGCAAGUCGCUCGACUUUGUCAUUGUGACCGGCGACUAUCAGGGUGCGGCUAUCGUCACCAAGGAGUACGCGCCAGAUGACGACCGCGAUGCUGUAGAGCCCAUCGCCUACCUGGACAAGUUUGCGGUGCUUCCCUCGCUGCAAGGAUCGGGCACGGUCGACUUUCUGUGGGGUGCGCUGCGUGACGAAGUGCAGGGUCUAGGCUUGCUCGACGCGCUCAACGACAACGGUGGGCUUGGCGGCUAUGGUAUGGGCCGAGAUCUCGUCUGGAAGUCGCGGGCCAACAACCCGGUCAACCGGUGGUACUAUGAGCGCUCGAAUGGCUUUGUGCGUAUCGACACCGACGCAAAGGGCACCGGCUGGCAGCUCUUCUGGUGCGACGCUGAAGACAAGCUCGCCCGUCUGUCAGGAGAGCGUCGACUAUCAGCAUCCGCAUCGAACCUGGAAGAAGCCGCAGCCAUCGCGCACGACGACAUUGAGCUGGGCCAUGCAUUCGACGACGAGUCCAUCUCACCGUACAUGGACCGCACGCAAGGCAUCAAUGCCUCGGACAACGCCGGCAUCGAGGCCUACGAACGUAGUCGUCGCCUGUCCAAGCCCAAGUUCCACUCGCAACUGCAUCGAGGCAGCAUGAGCUUCGAAGGCGGAGGCGCUCGCAACGAUCUGACGCUGCUUCCUAUUGUGGCGCCGGAAGAGGGCGGAAGGCUGUUGCGCUGGGCCAAGUGCAUGAAGACGAUCCAGGGCGCAUGGGCCGAUUGA